CUGUGUGUUGACAAGCGAAGGGGAGGAGGUUGGUUAUCCUCGCGCGCGCGCAGUACCGACCGGCGCGGGGGAGAAAAGCGGUUGGGGCGCGAGCGCGCCUUCCCCCCCCCCGCGCGACGCAUGUGGCCCGCUCUCGCGAGAGUAGGAGUUUUGGCGAGAGUUUGUGGAAGAUGGCGCCUGUUGUGACAGGGAAAUUUGGUGAGCGACCUCAACCUAAGCGGCUCACCAGGGAAGCUAUGAGAAAUUAUUUAAAGGAGCGAGGUGAUCAAACAGUCCUAAUUCUUCAUGCAAAAGUUGCACAGAAAUCUUACGGAAAUGAAAAGAGGUUUUUCUGCCCCCCUCCCUGCGUCUAUCUUAUGGGUAGUGGGUGGAAGAAAAAAAAAGAACAGAUGGAGCGGGACGGCUGCUCCGAACAGGAGUCCCAACCCUGCGCCUUCAUUGGGAUUGGAAAUAGUGACCAAGAAAUGCAGCAGUUGAACCUGGAAGGAAAGAACUAUUGCACAGCUAAAACCUUGUACAUAUCUGACUCUGAUAAGAGAAAGCACUUCAUGUUAUCGGUAAAAAUGUUCUAUGGAAAUAGCGACGAUAUCGGUGUGUUCCUCAGUAAGCGGAUCAAAGUAAUUUCCAAGCCUUCAAAAAAGAAACAGUCACUGAAAAAUGCAGAUUUGUGCAUCGCAUCAGGGACUAAGGUGGCACUAUUUAAUAGACUCCGGUCGCAAACUGUAAGCACCCGAUAUUUGCAUGUAGAAGGGGGAAACUUCCAUGCCAGCUCACAGCAGUGGGGAGCCUUUUACAUUCACCUCUUGGAUGAUGAUGAAUCAGAAGGAGAAGAAUUCACUGUUCGAGAUGGCUACAUUCAUUAUGGACAGACGGUCAAGCUUGUGUGCUCAGUUACCGGCAUGGCACUCCCAAGAUUGAUAAUUCGGAAAGUGGACAAACAGACUGCGUUGCUAGAUGCGGACGAUCCAGUGUCACAGCUCCAUAAGUGUGCAUUCUACCUUAAAGAUACAGAAAGAAUGUAUUUGUGCCUUUCCCAAGAAAGAAUAAUCCAGUUUCAAGCCACUCCAUGCCCUAAAGAACCAAAUAAAGAGAUGAUUAAUGAUGGAGCUUCGUGGACGAUCAUUAGCACAGAUAAAGCAGAGUAUACGUUUUAUGAGGGUAUGGGACCUGUCCAUGCUCCAGUAACACCCGUGCCUGUGGUGGAAAGUCUUCAAUUGAAUGGUGGUGGAGAUGUAGCGAUGCUGGAGCUAACGGGGCAGAACUUCACUCCAAAUUUACGCGUCUGGUUUGGGGAUGUCGAAGCGGAAACCAUGUACAGGUGCGCCGAAAGUAUGCUGUGUGUCGUUCCCGACAUUUCUGCAUUCCGGGAAGGCUGGCGGUGGGUCCGUCAGCCCGUCCAGGUGCCAGUGACGUUGGUCCGCAACGACGGCAUCAUCUACUCCACCAGCCUUACGUUUACUUACACGCCGGAGCCAGGACCCCGACCCCACUGCAGUGCGGCUGGAGCAAUCCUCAGGGCCAACUCGAGUCUCCUGGCCUCCAGCGAAACAAACACAAACAGCGAGGGAAGUUACACAAACGUCAGCACAAACCCAACCAACGUCACAUCAUCAGCGGCGACGGUGGUUUCCUAACCACUGCUCUUGGUGUGGAACUUUUUUUUUUAAAAAAAAAUUCUUGACUUUCAAGUGCUUCAGACAACAAAACUGAACAAUUUUUGUGGUUUCACGAGGGGAAGGGGGGAGAAAAGGCUCUUCACUGCUUAUUUGAACUUCUAUCACCUGCAAGUGCUGAUCUCAAUGGAAGCCACAAAUUUUAAAAAGGGGGGAAUGAAUACUCCGUAUUCAAAUUCUAUUUUUAGCUGUCUUUAUAAAACGGGCACGAAUUUAAAAAAUAAUAAGUGUGGUUGGGGGGGGGGAAAUGACGAACUAGCAAACAUGGACAUAACAUAGUUUUUAUGGACCAAGGAACGCUUUAGUAUAAAAGGUACAUUUUCACCAUACCUUUUUGUAUCACGACAUAUAGUAUGCUUUUGUUACCAAAUAGUUUCUAUAUUAUUUUUUUUUCCUCUUGAGCGUUUGCUCUGAAGUAUAUUCAGGUUCCAAGCCUGACCGUGCUUGUAUAAUCUAAUUACCAUACUCUUCCAGUUUUUUAAUAUAUAUUAUAUAUAUAUAUAUUUUUGGUCUAAGGCUUGAACUGUUCCAUUUUUUUAAAGUGAAGUUUUGUGACUUUAUGAACGGGGGAAAAAUUUUUUUGUUUUUAUUUUUCAGCAAGUAGAACCUUGUAAAGGGCCAGCAUAUUUUUUUUAAGACUAUAUGAAGUUUGCGCAAAAGCUUUAAAAAAAUUGCCUCCGCCUUGCCUGCGAUACAUGCAAUGUAUGUUAACUUUAGAGCUCUGGGUUUUAUUUUUGUUUUUAUUUUGUCCCGGUCGUCGUCGAUAGAACUUUCUCUGUGUCUCUUUUUAUGUAUUUAUAGUGAGGUUUUUAACAUUGCAGCCGUGGCCUCUUGCGCAGUUAUCCGACCGUUACCAGCGUCUGUUGCGUGUUUUAAAAGGUUUGCCUCUUUUCACAGACAAUAUACGUGUCAGCAAAUACAUUCAGGAUUUCUUCAGGUUUGUUUUUUUGGUGGGGUUUUUUGUUGGCUAAUCUUGUACAUAAUUUGAUAUUAAUUGUAAGUUAAGUGUGUGUGUGUGUGUGUGUGUGUGUUUAAGUGAACUAUUCCCAAUAACUUCAUUUGGCAGCAUGUUUAUCUUGUUGAUGUCUGGCAACAUUUUUCCUCGAGGUGCGCUUGGCAGGUGCCUCUCCGUCAUCAAGUUUACUGUCGCUUUCCUUAGGCAUCCAGCCAACCCUGGGUUCGGUUUCGUAUGAUUUAUUCUUUUCUGUGCAUGUGUGUAAAGUGACUGUCCGGUAAAACGAUAGUACUUAGAAAAGGAUGCACAGUCAGAGCAACUGAGCGUCAAUUGAUACCGCUGCUUUUUUCUCCUCUCCAAAGUGUUUUCCAGCACUCUUCCUUGGGAUCUCUCUCGAGUCGCAUGUAAAUGGUUCUAAUGCAUGUUGGCCAAGAUCUAAAAAGCGCUUCUGUGUGUAUAUGGAGAAGCUGCUGACCCCCCUGCCCCUUUCCCUGAAUUGAACCCUUUAUGCCGUGCCAAAUGCCAGGGUUGAAGAUCCUGGAUUUUCAGGAGCAUCUUUCCAACUAGGAAAGAAGGCCUGGCAACCCCAAGGCAUGUGUGGAAAGCCAUGCGUAACCUUUUGGAUCUUCCGGUCAUUGGGUUCUCUACCAUAAUACAGCCAGGGAGCCCAAGGGGUGAUGUUGAUUUGAAGGAUCAAGUAGCGCAAAAACUCAAUAUUGACCCUGGUCACAAAACCGCCCUCCUGCAAAGAUCUGGCUGCAAAUUGAUUGCCAAGCCCCCCUUGUGGAGGAGGAAAAAGGAAUUUCAUGAAUUUGACUCUUGAUUGCGCGAGAUGGAUGUUACUGAUACUUUUCUUUGGGAAAGAUUUUUUCACCCCCCCUCCCCCCCCAAAAAAAUUGUUUUUUAAAAAUUUCAAACUUCUCUGACUUGGUGAGCAUAGAACUUAGACUCAGCGAGGUACCUUCCCAGGUGCUCAGUCCUCUUUCCCCUCCCAUAAAUAAAAUAUUGAGGUUCUAUGCAAGUGCUGACUGUUCCACGAACAAGAGAUGCCGGGGCUGUCGCUAAUGGCUUCUUGCAGGGGAACGUUUGACUUGGCAGCUACCCAACUUUACGUUUUCAUCGGCAGCCCCCUGGUGGAGCAUUGCCUGACUUUACUGGAUAUUUUUUUUUCUCAUCCGGGAGCACUGUUCUAGCUGUCGAACUUCUGCGCAGCAUGAAGAUUGAAGACAGGGUCGAUAAAGGGAGAUAGCGGAAAGUUUAACCCAUACCAGCAUCCUAAAGUGUAUUCUAUCCUAAGUCAUCCUGUUUUUCUUCUUCCCUGCCACUCCCACAAGAUCUCCGUACACAGCUGUCUCUUAACUCAAGUUUUUUUUUUGCUGCCAUGCUUUUUCUCUCUCUGUUUCUGUCUCUGUCUGUGGUGACCAAGGGCGGGAUUUGUUGUGGCCUUAUUUCUGGUUUAAGCUGAAUACUGACAUUUACUUGCAAGCCUGUACGCUUGUUUUUCUCGGAGUUUCUCUCUGUUUAUCAUCUCUCUGUUUAUCCUGGCAGAUACUGUUUUGUAGUGUCUCUUUUAAAAUGUGUUAGUCUGACACAGGACUUUUUUUAAUUCUGUGCCAGCCGGCCUUUUUGCUGACUCCUUUUGGGAUGCAAAACUGAUCUCUUUUUCAGCUUUCUGUAAUAUCAAAGGACAGUCAACAUGUGCACAGUUAAUUUUUUUUUAAAGCCCAGUUACGUAGCUUUCACGUUUUGCUGAAUGUUUCAGCAAAUUUCUCAGACCCUUCCAGACAUAAUUCAUCACGCAUAAUCCUUACGUCAAUAUAGCCAUGCUUGCUUUAAUUUAGUUUGACUUUGCGCCAUAGUUUUUGAAAUUAUCUAGCAGAUGAUGGGAUUGAUCCAGUGCAAGGACCACGUAAGGAUCACUCAAGGAUCAUGGAAUUGUGUAUUUUUCCGCCCACUCUCCACCCCCCCAGCCAUUUCCAACUCCAAGGAAUUUUAUUCCCAGGGUUGUGAGACCUGCAUGGAACCUAGUCCUCUUGCUUGGAAUGCUGCCGGGGGAGAAGAAAUGGGUCAAAGUCACUCCCCACCAUCAGCCAUUCCAAUCCCAACCCACGUCCCUGUUUCUCCAUGCAGGCCCUGGCAACAGAUUUUCCUGGAGUCUGAAAUGACUGCCGGGGGAAGUGGACAACUGGGAACAUCCGUGAGUGUCAGCAUCGUCUGUGGACAGAUUGCAGGGUCUGACUCAAUAUAUUUAUCUACUACGCUGCCUCUCUGUACACCCCAGGAUAAUGGGAGUAUUGAAGCACAUGUGAAAAGAGGGAAUUUCCAGCAGUAUCUUUCAGGUUUAGAAUGCUUAGCGUUUGUCUCUUUUCCUCUGCGCUGGCGGGUCUGUUGAUGUCCCAUACGGGCAACAGAUAAAUCAGAAGCCGUCUUGCAGAGGCUCAGCCUUCCGGAGUGGUGCUCAGCUUGCUUUCUGAAUCGGCUACUUCUCUGUUGUACUAAUUGUUUUGUUAAGAGAAGGCAAGUCCAUUCAGCUGUUGGAAGCCUAAGUAAGCGAAACGAGUCUGCUAAGGCACAGGUGUCAAAUUCGUGGCCCUCCAGAUGUUAUGGACUACAGUUCCCAUAAUCCCCCUGCCAGCAUGAUGCUGGCAGGGGAUUAUGGGAGCUGUAGUCCAUAACAACUGGAGGACUGCGAAUUUGACACCUAUGUGCUAAGGCAACAGCCCUUCACACAAUUAAUUCCGCUGUACAGCUUGAUGAAAUCUUCCGGCAGGCCUUCCAACAGUGAGCUUCUGUAAUGAGCCAACAGGCCUUUAUAGUGCUACUUCAGAGUAAUCAGUCUGGGGUCCUCUGUUGAACUUCCUUUCCGACCCAAGCUAGUAGGGCGUUGUGUUCUAUCGUAGCCCUUGAGCCUUGUUUAGGGCUAGGUUAGAUAGUCAGCAGAGUCAGAUCGCAAAACUUUUCCUGGGCUGGACUGCUUCACAUUGCACGCAUUUUAAAAUCAGUGCCCAGGUGUGCCAAAAACUGUCAUGUCUGGCACAAGACUACAGCCUGCCUUUCAUCCUGCCAUGCUACAAGCAGGGACAAUCCCAAGCCUACAGAUCCUCCUAUUUCCAGUAGUACAGCCUGGGAAUCGUGCUUGUUGGUUGAUUCUGCUGAUCGUAUAACCUGGCCUUGUGUCUUUGGAUGAAUGGAGAGGGAAUAUUUAACUUCUCCACAUGUAGAAUGUUUAAAAUCCACUUCUGAUGCCCAUACAGUCCCACGCCAAAUAGUUCUGUAGCGGUUUCUGUUACGAGACCCGCUGUCCACCAUACCAUUUCCUGUUUCUUUUUUUCUUUCCGAAGCAGCUGUGUACGUGAUGAGUAUGGACUUUGCUAUGCCAGAUUUUCAGCUUGGUUUUCCAAUACUUUCCAUAUGAGGCUGAGCGGCCUCUUUGCUUUAGGAACACUCUCCAGCCUAUUCAGGACUGAAGCAUUUCCACGUUGAAAGGGCAAUGCGGGGCAAGCAGCUCCGAAGUCGUACAUGGCUUUCCACAUUCAGUUCUUCCUUAGUUGGAGAGGCCUUCUUCGCCUUGUGUUGCUUCCAGGUCAGUGAAGCUUCACCGGACAGGCCUCAGCCUGAAAGGAGAAAGGGCUGAGAGACAACUGUCUGGUUACAGCCUGAUCCAAUGUAGUUUUAAUCAGAAGUCAGUCGCAGUGAUUUCAGUGGCCCUUACUCCUACCAUGUAUAAGAUUGUGGGUCAGGAAUGGGAGCUGUUUUCUCUAGGAGGGGAGAAAAACCCACAAGCUGCCACAGAAUUCACCCCCCCCCUCCCAAAUCAGCAUAUCACAUUCUUGGCAUUUGUGGCUGGUCUUAGCCAAAGAGGACAUUGAUUUGCUCUGCCAGAAACUUCUGUUACAGCGACUGAUUUCCUCACCAAAUGACCCAGCAGUUGCUCUGUGAAAGAGCGGUGUAAUUCCAUGGAGGCUGAAUGGGCAAAAAGAGGCAGGUAUAAUAGCUGCUGCUCCUUUUCCUUCGGGAAGAGAGGUCAGCAGCGGCUUCUCUUUGUGGGCAAGUUACACAAUUCAUGCAGCAAUCCAACAUACAGUUGCAGAGGAGUAUGUGCCACUGAACUUGGUGUGGCUUACUUCUGGGUCAAACCUACUCAUGCUACUUCAGUGGUGAAUGGGGAAAUGUACCAGACAGCUACAGGUCCCUAGUCAUAGUGUAUCUCUCGGUAUAUGUGCGUUUGUGUGAGAGUGUGCGUGUGCGCACGCGUUCAGUCCUUUUAAGGGUUAUAUUUUACAAACCGUGCACCUGUAAAAUUUUGUAGCAAUAAGGUGAAAGAUGCAAGUCUUUACCAUAAUUUUGUAGGAAAAUGAACCUGCUCAGUUCCAUAUUUCGUUUAAAAAACACUUAAAGCCUGCAAUAUGAGCAGUUUUGAGGAAUAAAUAAAAGUGAAAUGUAAACCACGUUAAGUGUGCUAUCAUGUGUACUGUGUGUGUAGCUAGUGAGCUCAAUAUUCAAUUUAAAUUUUUCCCCGCUGAAAUUAGGUGAAUUACAUGUCCUAUUUUUCUUCCUGUAACUGCCUCCAAAGCUGUGUAUGAUGCUGAGAUACGAUCGCAAACCUGUUGAAAUUUCGAAGCACUUCUGCUUGUAAGGAGUCAGAUGUUUCCGGCGGGGGACGCCGAGGGUCAUCUGCACGACGAGAAGAUCGGAGCAAGGCCAUUGGAAGAACUCCGGCACAGUUGUGUGAAUAAGCAGGCUGGACUCCACUCAAACUGGAUACAGAAUCUCUUGUAUUGCAACGUGUAAAAAAAAAUGCAGAAGUUAGACAAGACUGUUCUUUUUUUAUUCCAAUAUUGUAAAAUACGAAUUAGUUCACUUUUUGAUAUUAUUUAUUAAAUAAGGAAAAAACAU
Messenger RNA from Sphaerodactylus townsendi, 7524 nucleotides. RefSeq names its product recombination signal binding protein for immunoglobulin kappa J region (gene RBPJ). The record is from RefSeq and is a predicted model, not a curated record. The transcript has 11 exons. Gene Ontology annotation, cellular component: nucleus; MAML1-RBP-Jkappa- ICN1 complex. Gene Ontology annotation, molecular function: DNA-binding transcription activator activity, RNA polymerase II-specific; RNA polymerase II cis-regulatory region sequence-specific DNA binding. NCBI's taxonomy places the organism in Eukaryota, Metazoa, Chordata, Lepidosauria, Squamata, Sphaerodactylidae. Gene Ontology annotation, biological process: Notch signaling pathway; regulation of transcription by RNA polymerase II. The coding region runs from base 171 to 1634 and encodes 487 amino acids.